AUGACUUCAAUAACGCGUAAUCUACCCUGGUUCAUCAAGGAUCUUGGAAUAUCAAUAGUAGGAAAGGAAUGCUACACGUCACUUGUCGAAAAUCUCGACAUGGGCGAUGUUCAAUGUAUCAAAUACUCUCUUUCAAAAGGCCUGGGGAUCGGGAUAGUUGUUGGAGGUUCCGUAAUGAAAGUACCUCAAAUCCUUCUAAUUAUCAACGCCCGUUCAGCGCGAGGCCUUUCGUUUUCAUCAUAUAUCCUGGAAACGCUCUCCUACGCGAUAACUCUAGCUUACUCGUUCAGAAACGAAUUCCCAUUUUCCACAUACGGGGAGAACCUGUUCCUCACCAUACAAAACACAGUUGUUACACUCCUCAUCCUCGCUUACGCACCAUCCUCCCUUCGCUCAGGCAAUAAAGCCCAAAAAAUUGCAGUAGCCAUCUUUGCUACCAUUGCAACUGCCUUUGCCCUCUACGUGAUACCCUCCCAAACACUUUCCCUCCUCCAAAUGUCCACUCUCCCACUCUCCCUCUUCUCAAAGCUUCCCCAGAUACGCCAGAACGCCCGCACACAAUCGACAGGACAGCUCUCAGCCGUCGCAGUUAUCGCACAAGUGGCAGGUUGCCUCGCGCGACUCUUCACAACCGCCACUGAAGUAGGCGACGCCAUCGUCUCUGCAGGGUUCGCACUCGCGCUCCUCCUCAACAUUGUACUCGGAGCACAACUGUAUAUGUAUUGGGGCAAGAGCGACGUGACAGAAUCUCAUGAACUGGGAAAAGCACAUGGCUACAUAGAAGUAGAGAAAGUGAAAGAACAGGAGUCCCCCGCUCCAGCUGUAUAUGAACCCGCAUCGUGGCAACAACAGACACCUCAGCAACGCGUAGCGACGCCGCCACCAAGAACGCCUUCGUCCGCCAGUGGAAGGAAAUGGGCCCGGAAGGUGGAUUAA
Messenger RNA from Laccaria bicolor S238N-H82, 936 nucleotides. RefSeq lists its product as uncharacterized. Bases 1 to 936 code for a protein of 311 amino acids. The record is from RefSeq and is a predicted model, not a curated record. NCBI's taxonomy places the organism in Eukaryota, Fungi, Basidiomycota, Agaricomycetes, Agaricales, Hydnangiaceae. The transcript has 3 exons.